This is a messenger RNA of Exophiala xenobiotica, 1659 nucleotides long. RefSeq lists its product as uncharacterized. The transcript has a single exon. Gene Ontology annotation, molecular function: hydrolase activity. Bases 1 to 1122 code for a protein of 373 amino acids. The record is from RefSeq and is a predicted model, not a curated record. NCBI's taxonomy places the organism in Eukaryota, Fungi, Ascomycota, Eurotiomycetes, Chaetothyriales, Herpotrichiellaceae.
AUGACACCGUCCACUUUGCCAUCAGAUACGAAGGUGAAGACGAAGACGAAGGCAAAGACCGUCAAGACACGCAUCCUCCUCCUCUCUGACACUCAUUCUUCCCUCCCUUUUCCCGCCGACCACGACGUGGAAGGCAAAGUCCCCUUCCACCACCCCUUGCCCUCUGCCGACGUGCUCAUCCACACCGGCGACCUGACCAUGACCGGGUCUCUGUCUGAGCAUCGUGCCGCCGUCCAGCUCAUCCGCUCGAUCGACGCGCCGCUCAAAAUCGUCAUCCCCGGAAACCACGACCUCACGCUGGACCGCGACUACUAUGCCAAGUACCAUGAUCUGCACGCCUCCUUCGCAAAGUACUCGGACGAGGUUCUCGAUGGGAUCCAGGAUAUGUACUGUGGGAGCGAAGCCCGCGCCGCGGGGAUUCGGUACAUGGUGGAAGGAACCGCGAGUUACAAAUUAGACAACGGUGCAAGAUUGAAUGUGUACGCUUCGGCGUGGCAGCCGGAGUUUUGGAAUUGGGCAUUCGGGUACGCGCGGGAUGUCGAUCGAUUCAAUUUUACUACUCACGUUAUCCGUACGGAGAAUGCAGAAGAGAGCAAGAGCAAGAGCAAGAGUAAGCCACCACCAGAGAAUCCUGUGCCGGACUUUGACGACAGCGAGAACGCCGUGGAUGUCAUGCUGACUCACGGUCCGCCCAUGGGCAUCUUGGACCAGACGAUGCACAACAACAGUGAGAGUGUGGGCUGUGAGCAUCUCCGUCGUGCAGUGCAACGGUGUCGGCCGCGUCUGCAUUGUUUCGGGCACAUUCAUGAGGCGUGGGGCGCGUGCAGGAAGAUGUGGGAUGUCGAAGAUGUUGAUGUCGACGACGAGGAUGAUGGUGAUGGUGGUGGUGGAGAAGGACUUUCUAAGGGCGAGACAAUCGUCGACCCUGGCUCCUACGAUAGCCUGGUCGACCGGAUGGGCGCAUACGUGGACGCUACGGAUCUCGAGCACGGCAAAGAGACGCUGUUUGUCAAUGCGAGUAUUAUGAACAUAAGGUACAGGCCGCUGAAUGCGCCGUGGGUCGUGGAUUUGGAGUUGCCUGUUGCUGAUGAGGAUGGUGAUGAUGUUGGUGACGGCCAAUGAAGGAGAAUAAUCCAAGCGGACUGGACUGGGAGAAACGGUGUAUGUUGAGGACCUGUGCCAGACGCUGGGCAAUCAGCCUUUGAAGUCCUACAGGAGGGCCGAGCCAGACGCGAGUGAAUGAGGGCUAUGACACUCAGAGACGCUGUCACUCAGCCAAAAAACAAAGGUCAGCCUAGAGCAUCGAUCAAAAGGGCUGUAUAAGGUAGGUUCUGUUCCACCAUGGCCCAAACAACAACAUGGACCGAGGUAAGCGGAUUCUGGCGAAACAGUCUUCGAGUGUCAGAGGCCCACGCUCGGACUUAUGGCCUUAUGGAGGUAUACUCGGGGAACAAGAGGGUGUUCGUCGAGCGCUACUCGUAGCGGCAUGGGGCGAAGAUGGAAGGCGUUUAGAGAAGCUACUAUGAGUGACUGCAUGACAUAUCGAGUACAUAGCGGAAUGUACCUACCACGUGGGAGCGCUUUGCAAGGACAUGAUAUCAAGUGAGGCUGGGGAGGGCCGGCAUAAUAGGCAUGAGGGAAAAGCAGGCGGAAUAUGGC